AUGAAGUAUUUGACUCGACGUGGCACUCCCACAAUCAAUGCCAGCGACGACUCUCUCUUCCUUCCUUCCUUUCAGACACCAAAACGUGAAAACACAGCAAUUCCAAGUCGCGCCCACCAUCUGGAUGGACCCUUCCACUCUUAUGUCCACCAGCGAUAUCUCUUCUCUUUCUCUGCACAUCGAAAUCAAAAACCCCCAAACUCCUCCUGCACCAUCGUCACCCCACUGGCAACCCAGCACGCCGGAGACCUGGCUCAGCGAGCCGAUGCGAGCGACGGAGGUGUCGGCGACGGCGAGCUUGGUGGGAGGAGGCGCGACGGGCUUGGCGGAGCAUAA
Molecule: messenger RNA, 336 nt
Organism: Sphenostylis stenocarpa
Lineage: Eukaryota; Viridiplantae; Streptophyta; Magnoliopsida; Fabales; Fabaceae
Source: the annotation of a GenBank genome assembly